Messenger RNA from Peromyscus eremicus (cactus mouse), 1188 nucleotides. RefSeq names its product ELMO domain containing 2 (gene Elmod2). Gene Ontology annotation, molecular function: GTPase activator activity. Lineage: Eukaryota; Metazoa; Chordata; Mammalia; Rodentia; Cricetidae. Gene Ontology annotation, cellular component: membrane. The coding region runs from base 293 to 1174 and encodes 293 amino acids. The record is from RefSeq and is a predicted model, not a curated record. The transcript has 9 exons.
GGCCUGCCGGUGCCUGGCACUUCUGCCGCCUUGGUCCCGACAGGCGCGGACGGGAUGACUCAUUUUAAAGAUCCAGAUCCGCGCGUCUGGCACCGGCACCGGGUGCCCUGCCCGGCGGGGAUUUCGAGUUUGACAGCUCCUCGGGCCCCGGCGCAGAGAGGGUGUGUCUGCAAAUCCCAGGGCUGGAAAGCAGGCGAGGAGCGUUUUCCUCUCGGUCCCCGGCAUCCCUCCUCCCCUUCGUUUAGCACCCGAAGAGUUUUCGUCUAAGAUCCAGUUGUAUCAAGUGUAAAAAAUGUUUAUUUCUUUGUGGGAGUUCUUCUAUGGGCACUUUUUCCGAUUUUGGAUGAAAUGGGUCUUACGACAGAUGACUGGAAAAUGUGAAUUGCAGCGAAUUUUCGACACCUAUGGAGGUGCACAGAGGACAUACAGGAUAGAAAAUUCCUUGACAUAUUCCAAGAGUAAGGUCCUCCAGAAUGCAACACGAGUUGCUGAGAGUGAACUGGACAGAUGUGUAGCAGACAUAAUGAAGGAAAAGAACAUCUGCCCCGAGAAAGACACCAGUUUUCAAAUCUGCAUGAGGACAUGCUUACUGCAGAUAACUGGCUAUAAGCAGCUCUACCAGGAUGUAGAAAACGUGAGGAAAAAACCCUAUGAUUCUGGCAAUGCACAGCAUGAGAAGCUGCUCCUUAAGCUCUGGAAUCUUCUGAUGCCUACGGAAAAGUUGAAGGCCCGAAUCUCCAAGCAGUGGGCGGACAUUGGUUUCCAAGGUGAUGAUCCCAAAACAGACUUCAGAGGCAUGGGCAUACUUGGCCUAAUCAAUCUUGUGUAUUUCAGUGAAAAGUACACCAGUGAGGCGCACCAGAUUCUUUCCCGUUCUAAUCAUCCCAAAUUAGGGUACUCUUAUGCAAUAGUUGGGAUCAACCUCACAGAGAUGGCUUAUAGCUUACUCAAGAGCGAAGCCUUGAAGCUUCAUCUCUACAACUUCGUUCCUGGGAUACCAACAAUGGAGCACUUCCACCAGUUUUACUGUUACCUUGUCUGUGAAUUUGACAAGUUUUGGCUUGAAGAAGAACCAGAAAGCAUUAUGUACUUCAACUUGUACAGAGAGAAGUUUCAUGAGAAGAUUAAAGGACUCUUAAUGGAUUACAAUGCUGUACUCACUUUGAAAACAUGAAACAUCAUAGUGUC